UCCGUCAACAAGAAGAUGAAAACGGGAUCAAUAGAGGUUGCGGCAGAGAGUGUUCAGGUGUUGAAUGCUGUGAGGUCAAAGUUGCCAUUUUUAGUGACUACUGUAGAUGAUGCUAUGGAUUCUGUUAAGGAGGAGAUACGUCUAAGAUACCGGUGCCUUGAUCUACGCCGUCAACAAAUGCAUUCAAACAUGAUGUUGCGGCAUAAAGUUGUGAAAUUGAUUCGGAGACAUCUCGAGGAUGUACAUGGUUUUGUAGAGAUUGAGACUCCAAUACUUGCUAGAUCUACACCGGAAGGUGCCCGAGAUUAUUUAGUGCCCUCAAGAGUUCAGCCAGGAACAUUUUAUGCUUUGCCUCAAAGUCCACAACUGUUCAAGCAAAUGUUAAUGGUUUCUGGUUUUGAUAGGUACUAUCAAAUAGCAAGGUGCUUUCGGGAUGAAGAUCUAAGAGCUGAUAGACAACCUGAAUUCACACAGCUUGAUAUGGAGCUUGCUUUCACUCCUUUGGAGGAGAUGCUGAAGCUUAAUGAAGAUUUGAUUAGAAAGGUUUUUCUAGAGAUCAAAGGUGUACAUCUCCCAAACCCUUUUCCUAGGUUUACGUAUGCUGAAGCAAUGAGUCAAUACGGUUCAGACAGGCCAGAUAUUAGAUUUGAUCUUGAGUUAAAAGAUGUAUCUGAUAUAUUCUCAGAUUCCCCCUUCAGGGUUUUUGCCGAUACUUUGCAAAGUGGGGGAGUUCUCAAAGUUUUAUGCGUACCUUCAGGUGCUAAAAGCUAUUCAAACACGGCUCUAAAGAAGGGUGAUCUUUACAAUGAAGCAAUCAAAUCUGGAGCGAAGGGUUUGCCUUUCCUCAAGGUCUUGAAUGAUGGGGGAAUUGAGGGAAUUCCUGCGUUGGUAUCUACUAUGGAUCCAACAAAUACCGAGCAGUUUCUGAGUCGUUGCUCUGCCAGACCAGGUGAUCUUAUCUUGUUUGCAGUGGGUCAUCAUUCAUCAGUUAAUAAAACUCUAGAUCGACUACGGGUCUAUCUGGCACACGAG
Molecule: messenger RNA, 1032 nt
Organism: Prunus avium (sweet cherry)
Lineage: Eukaryota; Viridiplantae; Streptophyta; Magnoliopsida; Rosales; Rosaceae
Source: RefSeq, a predicted model, not a curated record